This is a messenger RNA of Polyodon spathula (Mississippi paddlefish), 2241 nucleotides long. RefSeq names its product parkin RBR E3 ubiquitin protein ligase (gene prkn). Bases 110 to 1504 code for a protein of 464 amino acids. Gene Ontology annotation, molecular function: ubiquitin protein ligase activity; zinc ion binding; ubiquitin conjugating enzyme binding. The transcript has 12 exons. Gene Ontology annotation, cellular component: ubiquitin ligase complex; Golgi apparatus; cytosol. The record is from RefSeq and is a predicted model, not a curated record. Gene Ontology annotation, biological process: ubiquitin-dependent protein catabolic process; autophagy of mitochondrion; regulation of apoptotic process. Lineage: Eukaryota; Metazoa; Chordata; Actinopteri; Acipenseriformes; Polyodontidae.
ACUGUGUGUUACGAUGUGGCCUCAGAAGCUUAGUGCAGAAUCCGUAGCACCAAAUCUAACGUAGAAAGUUAAGAUUCUCCCUCGGUUUCAAAGAACACACCUUCUGAAAAUGAUAGUCUUUGUCAGAUUCAGCUCCAGCCAUGGCUUCCCAGUAGAUGUGGACGUGGGUGCCACCAUACUCCAGCUCAAGGAGGCGGUUGCUAGGCAACAAGGGGUUCCAGCUCACCAGCUGCGGGUGAUAUUCGCAGGGAAGGAGCUCGGGAAUGACUCCACGCUGCAGAGUUGUGAUCUGACCCAUCAGAGCACGGUUCAUGUUGUUAUGCACUCGCCACGGCAAAACAGGAGGGCGGCCAGAGAGAUGGGAGCCAUGAGCAAGGGCUUGCAGAGAGGGCUGCUGAGAGAAGUAGGCAGUCUGACUCGGGUAGAGCUCAGCUCAUCUGUUCUGCCCACUCAUUCAGCAGGACUGGCUGCCAUACUGGAGGAUGAGCUCAGCAGUGAGCCAGCGCAGACUGACCCAGCAGAUUCAAGCCACCGCAGCAGCUUUUAUGUAUUCUGUAAGACUGUUUGCAAAGCAGUGCAACCUGGGAAACUCAGGGUACGAUGCAAGAGGUGCAAACAAGGGACGCUGACACUGAGCAGGGGCCCUUCAUGUUGGAAAGAUGUGCUUAUUCCAAAUAAGAUAGCUGGUGUUUGCCAGUCUCGGGACUGUGACGGGAAUGUGGCGGAUUUUUUCUUUAAGUGUGGAGCCCACCCCACACCUGACAACGAUACCUCGGUGGCACUGGAUCUCAUUACCCCCAACUACAGAAACGUCCCCUGCUUAGCUUGCACUGAUGUUACGAGCCCUGUGUUAGUGUUCCAGUGCUUGGACCGCCAUGUCAUCUGCCUGGACUGUUUCCACCUGUACUGCGUGACAAGGCUGAAUGACCGGCAGUUUGUUCAUGACCCUCAGAUUGGAUAUUCUUUGCCAUGUGCAGCUGGCUGUCCAGACUCUCUUCUUAAAGAGCUUCAUCAUUUCCGAAUCCUCGGAGAGGAGCAGUACGAUCGCUACCAGCUCUAUGGGGCUGAAGAGUGUGUGCUUCAGAUGGGGGGUGUCCUGUGCCCUAGGCCUGGCUGUGGAGCUGGGCUGCUCCCUGAAGAUGGACAGAGGAGAUUAGAGUGUGAACAAAGACGUGGGCUUGGAUGUGGGUUUGUGUUCUGCCGUGAGUGCAAGGAGGAGUAUCACGAAGGGGACUGCAGCGCAACCCACAGGUGGGAGAGAGGUGUUGACAUGCAGGGGUAUGUUAUUGUUGAGGAAGCUGCCAGGCAUGCCAGGUGGGAGCAGGCUUCACGAGACAUUAUUUUGGAAACCACCAAGCCCUGCCCGAAGUGCCACGUCCCAGUGGAGAGAAGCGGUGGAUGCAUGCACAUGGUCUGCCCGCGAGCUCAGUGCAGGUUUGAGUGGUGCUGGCUCUGCAGUGUCGAAUGGAACCGGGAAUGCAUGGGAGAUCACUGGUUUGGCUGAACACAAUAUGAAUAAGAAUGCCUAUGCACGUUGUACCUCGAAUCCUCAUUUUAAAGUUUGAGCCUGGCUGCAUUUUUGUUUUGUUUUUUUAAUAUCAAGGAAAUUUAAUAUCAAUGCAAACUGUUAAAUAAGCACAGGACCUGGCAAUCGUACAUUAUUUGUAAAUUAAAGUUCUGUUACUUCAGGCUUGUGUUUUACAAGCUGUAGAAAAUUGCUGUCAUUCAAUAUCACAAAUGCACAAAAGUAAAAAAAAAAUCUAAAUCUAUAAAUAGUUACAAAAAAAUAAAAAAACAUCUGUACAUAGUUACAAUUCCAAGACAUAUAUGCGAUGAGUUCAUUAGAUGCAUGAUUUCAAUGCUGUAUUUUAUACAAAUAAUCUGCAGGUCAAGUACAUUAAACUGUCAUGCUGUAAAUGAAUGUGAGACUCAUGCAUGUUCACUAGUCUCCUGUGCAAAACCUCAAAAAACCACUAGAUGUCACCAGUCACAAACCUUAGAUUUUGUUACACUGGACAUUGCAAGUUCAUAACACUUAAUCAGUUGUUUAAAAAAUGCAUUCAGGUUUUUCAAGGCUUUGAAUAUGCUAUGUGCUGGAGUUGAAAUCAUUAGAACUUAAUCAGUUGUUUUGUCAAUUUCAUUUGUUCGAACACAAAAUGUAUUACUCAAAAAAAAUCUGACACUGUACUGUACAGUAGUUAAAAAGAAAUAAAAAAAAAAAAAAAAAAAAUAAAAAAAGUU